Chinchilla lanigera (long-tailed chinchilla) is the source of this 519-nucleotide messenger RNA. RefSeq names its product prostate and testis expressed 2 (gene Pate2). The coding region runs from base 108 to 446 and encodes 112 amino acids. The record is from RefSeq and is a predicted model, not a curated record. NCBI's taxonomy places the organism in Eukaryota, Metazoa, Chordata, Mammalia, Rodentia, Chinchillidae. The transcript is spliced from 4 exons.
UCCCUGGAAUUUUAUGAUGAUAUGAUUUAGAUGAAUAGUUCAACAGCAAAUCACAGGAGAACAACAGGUCCCAGACACAGGAAGCUGCACAUGACAAGAGUUCCAGGAUGAUUCUUCUGUUUCUGCUGGGCACAGUCUCUCUGUUCAGCUGGAACUGGGGUGCACAAGGCUCUCUCAAAGAUUCUGCAAGAAUGUGCUAUAAAUGUAAACAUUAUCAUCUUGGGUACUGCUACGGAGUCAUGGAUUUCUGCAUCCUGAAUUAUAAACAAUCUUGUGCUACAGAGAACAUUUAUAUACUCACAAACAAAGGGCAAAGUCUGUAUUAUUAUUCAAAACUGUCAUGUAUGACCAACUGUGAGGACAUCAACUUCCUGGAUUAUAACAAAAAGACAGAACUCAUCUGUUGUACACAUAGUAACUACUGCAACCUCCCUGUGGGACUCUAGUUCUACAUCUCGCUGGCCCGGGGAUCCUUCUUUAACUAAAUACCCCCUCUACCUCCUCCCUGAAGCCUGUAUU